Scheffersomyces coipomensis is the source of this 3036-nucleotide messenger RNA. RefSeq names its product fungal transcriptional regulatory protein. Lineage: Eukaryota; Fungi; Ascomycota; Pichiomycetes; Serinales; Debaryomycetaceae. Gene Ontology annotation, molecular function: DNA-binding transcription factor activity, RNA polymerase II-specific; zinc ion binding; RNA polymerase II cis-regulatory region sequence-specific DNA binding. The transcript has a single exon. Gene Ontology annotation, cellular component: nucleus. The coding region runs from base 492 to 2858 and encodes 788 amino acids. Gene Ontology annotation, biological process: positive regulation of transcription by RNA polymerase II. The record is from RefSeq and is a predicted model, not a curated record.
UUUUUUCAUUUCAAGUCUUAGAGUUUUCAUAAUUUAUUUCUCUAUUUCACAUUUAUAUUUUCAAAUACAUAGAAGCAGUAUUUUCUCAGUUGGUAACUUCAAUACUACUCAGAAAACGAGAAGAACCACUUUAACUGCUUACUCGUUCACCAGUUACAAUCUUCAAAUAGAUCCUCAAAUUGGCCUUUACAUAAAAUCAAUACAAUUCUAUAAUAACUUUAGGUAAGGUACUAUCAUUUUAAUAUAACUUAUCUCUAACAUUUCCCUAAUUCCACAAGUUCGUUAUUAUCUCCUGCAGAAUAGUGUAAGUUGAAUGUAGUAUGCUGGAGAAAAAGAUGAUCUUAUUUUGCAAUCAUUUUCCAUUUGUGUGAUCCCGCACACCCGCAAUCUUGAUGGACUUCGUGCGACCGCAUCUAAUAUCAAAAUUACACAUCUACAAUUCAUCACAACCCACUUGAUAUCGGGACUUAUUAUUGUCAUUUAAUAGUAUCAUGACUAUUAACGUUAGAGCUUGUGAUAAUUGCAAAAGAGGUAAAAGGAAGUGUGACAAACAAUCUCCAUGCAAUACGUGUAUGAGGUACAAAAGAAGAUGCUCGUACAGUGAAAAAUCUGCUGAAUAUCAAUCCUACCAUAAUAAUCACUCCAGUGUUGAAGUUUCACCAGAUACUUCUGAAAAUCAUAAUGAUCGAUCAAAAAGAACAAAAACUGAUAAUUUUAGGGAUGAGGGCGACCUGGACCUGGCCGUGCACCUUAUUAACAUAUAUAAAGAUUACUGUCAAGAGUAUGUCAAACCAAACACAGACAGAAAUUCAUUCGGACCAUUCAGUUAUGUGGCACUCCAGAGUGAUGCUUGUUUGAAGCAUGUUUGGCAUUAUAUUGACAAUGUAGGAAUGAAAUACGUAAUUAGACCCCAAAAAAUACCUUCUUACGAAAUGCUUGCGCCAACAUCUACCUCACCAAUUGCACAAACUAACACAAAUACAUCUGGCUUUGAUUCUACGAGUCAUCAGCGUUUAACAGGAAUAGUUUUGUUUAAUGAAACUCAAAUAGGAGGUGAGGAUGCUAUAAAUCUAAGUGAAACAGGGUUAUUAAAGCUAUUGCCUAGUAGAAAGACUCUCUGGCUAUUGGUAAGAAGGUUUUUUUCAAAGGUCUAUCCAUUUAUACCCAUAAUUGAUGAAAGAGAUUUCCGAACUCGAAUUUCAAAACUCCUAGACGAAGAAAGUUUUGAGCAUAUUCCCUUUUCAAGUAUAACUUUAGAUAAUAAAUAUGAUUUUACCUACAUCGGUAUUUUAUUGAUAAUAUUAAGACUCAGUUACUUAUCUUAUUUUUCAAACGACUUAAAUCUGAAUAAUCCAGUAUUCAUAAAUGAUCAAAGUCUGAAAUCUUUAGAGCUUAAAUUUGUCUUAGAGAAUCCUAUCACUUUACAGAAUAUAAUUAUUGCUCAAAAAUGUCUUGAUGAAUUUAACAUAUUUGAAAGGACCAAUGUAAAAGUUUUGCAGCUAGCCAUAUUGUUGAGAACAUAUAGGCAUUUAGCACCUGAAGAAGGUGAUGGUCCUGAUGGAGGAGAUUCACAGGUGUUAACUUCAACUUUAGUCAAUAUGGCUACAAACCUUGGUAUUAAUAGGGAACCAAAGUCACUUGAUAAACGAGAUAAAAAUUUAUUUAGAAAGUUGGCAAUCCAUUUAAGAAAUCUUGAUUCAAGUGAGUUUUUAUGUUAUGGAACUCCAAGAUCGAUUAAUAAUAGAUAUUUUGAUAUACAGUGUCCAUUUCACGAAUCCAACUCCUCAAAUCUAAUUGAUACAGAUUUAGAAUAUGAAGUGAUUGAAGCUUAUGAUGUCAUUGGCUUAAAGUUUAAACUAUUGAGUGAUUUAUACGAUUUGAUCAUUGACUUGAAUAAAUCAACUUCCAUAAAUUUAAUAACUGAGAAACUAAAUUUCUUAAACAAGAAUUUAUUGCCAGAUUUAAAACAUUCAAAUUCUUUAUCACAAGUUGCCAAUGUUUGCCAGACAAAACUGUCUUUAUUAGGAUUACAGUUCAUUAUGUCAGUUCAGUAUAUCAUUUUUAUGCAUUAUGAAUCAUAUGGACUCUUUUCAUUAAGUUUUACAUAUAUUUAUGAUAUAUUGAAAUUGAUUGUAUUACAUGUAUUGCCAUUCAUAAAGACAGUGAAUGCAAAGUUUGAAAAUUCAGAUUUAAUGAUUGUUAUUCCAAUUAUUCAGACUCUAUAUCUUAAAUCUAUGUUAAUGCUAUGUGCUGUGUUAAUCAGAACUAAUAUUUCAAUCCAAAAUGAGGAGAAAAGCUCAGAACGGAUAAAAUACUUAAUUCUCUUAUCCGUUUCUUUAAGAAAUUGUUGUAUUGAGUUAUUAAAAGCGUUUGCAAAUGUCAGUACUAGAUACUAUUAUUUUUGGAGAACGAACUGUGGGUCAAAUGGGGUAUUAAAAAUUUGCUUUACGAAGGAGUUUUAUGAACCGAUAAAGAAUGAUUCUCAUUGUCAAUUGAACUAUUCAACUGAUCAAGUCCAGAAGUUUUUGAAUGUUUUUUAUAGUAGUCAAAACAGCGAUGAAGCGGAUAUUGAUUCUCAGAAUGGCAGUAUUUCUGCUCUACAAAAUAUUGAUGUAAAUUCAGUGAUAGGUGCUGCAAUUCCCGAUAUUUCAAAUGAUUACAUCAGUGAUACAAAUCUCAAUCUGUUUUGGUUCUAUAUAAAGAAGAGUGCAAGAACUAAUGCUACCAUGAAGAAGUUUCCAAACUCAUCAAUCGAUUUAUCUCCAAUGAAUUUCUCGUUUGAAGAACCUUUUAAUCUUGAUCAAAUUAACCAAAUUUAUAAUGAAUUUUAUAGUGAAUUAUUCACUACUGAUGUUUAGUUUCAAGAUACUAUAGUUCAAAUGAAAUAUAUGUUACCAAUAGAAUAUCAUAUAUACAACAGGUGUGAUUGUCCGAUCCUUAUACGGACGUUGUUAUAAUCCGUAGCCAUGUUGCUUAGCAUCAGUCUGUGCGGGAACUGUUUGUAUUAAGGUUUUUUCAAUAUGCGGCCGCACAAAA